AUGAAAUGGUGUCUUUCUCAUAUUCAGACUACACUCGCUGAAGAUAAACUUCUUUACCAUUCAAUGUACAACAUUGUUCAUAUUGACGAGAAAUGGUUCUAUAUGACAAAGACAUCAGAUAGAUACUACCUGUUGCCGGAUGAAGAUGUGCCAUACAUGCCCUGUAAGUCCAAGAGAUUCAUCACUAAAGUGAUGUUCAUGACUGCUGUGAGUAGGCCACUUUGUGGGCCUGAUGGAGACAUCAUAUUCGGUGGUAAAAUAGGGUUAUUCCCGUUUACAGAACAGAUACCAGCCCAAAGAAGUUCAAAGAACAGGCCAAAAGGGACAAUGGAGACAAAGCAUAUUCAGUCAAUUACCAAGGAAGUCAUGACAGCUUGUCUCCUAAACCAGUUUGAGGCACUUGCAAGUACUGAUGGAUUUGAAUUCCGUCUAAUUAACCAACCACCCAACUCCCCAGACACAAAUGUGUUAGACCUUGGGUAUUUCAGGGCAAUACAGUCACUACAAGAUGACAAGAUGGCCACAAGUGUAGAUGAUUUGCUUAGGAAUGUGUUUACCUCAUUUGGAGAACUCUCACCACAGACUCUGAAUAGAGUAUUCAUCACUUUGCAAAGCUGUUUGACAGCAAUAUUACAAGUGCAUGGGAAGAAUGACUACAAGAUCCCUCAUAUGAACAAGAACAGAUUGGAAAGAACAGAGGGGUUGCCUUUACAACUUCAGGUUGAAGAAGGAUUGGUGAGAGAGAGCUUGGAGUAUCUAAAGCUGCCUGAAAACAACACUGGGGACUCAUAUGACAUAUGGCGGCUUAACCAUGCUUUAGGGUACUAG
Salvia splendens (bonfire salvia) is the source of this 828-nucleotide messenger RNA. RefSeq lists its product as uncharacterized. Gene Ontology annotation, molecular function: nucleic acid binding. Lineage: Eukaryota; Viridiplantae; Streptophyta; Magnoliopsida; Lamiales; Lamiaceae. The coding region runs from base 1 to 828 and encodes 275 amino acids. The transcript is spliced from 2 exons. The record is from RefSeq and is a predicted model, not a curated record.